Molecule: messenger RNA, 3015 nt
Organism: Delphinapterus leucas (beluga whale)
Lineage: Eukaryota; Metazoa; Chordata; Mammalia; Artiodactyla; Monodontidae
Source: RefSeq, a predicted model, not a curated record
AUGCUUGACGGAGUCCGGGUGCUGACGCUGGCAUUGAUGCUCCUGGCCGCCGGGAAAGCUCAGAAGUGCUCUCCUGGGGGACACCAGUUUCUUCAGAGCCCUUAUAGAAGUGUCCAUUUUGACUCCCUGCGCCUCCAGCAAUUAGCCAUUCAAGACCUGAUAUGUCACCACUCCCUUUCUCCCUGAUGGUAUCGAUUUCUCCUCUUUGACAGACCUGCUAAGAUGCCAACCAAAUGUGUUGAGGUAUCAACUCACUAAUGUGAACUACACGUGCUUUUUCUUAACAGGUCAGACAGCCAAGUUUUGAUCACAGGCUGUCACUCUCCAGGGCUCAGGUACUUAACCUCACUAUACACAUGGCAGUUUUUGUUUAGCACCACAAAAGACUGCUGUCUUUUUCAAAUCCCAGUGUCCGUAAUAAACUGUGGAAUAUUUUUUGUGUACUUACUACAACCCACUCAGGGAUAUAUGGGAUAUUGUGCAGAAGGGUUCUUUGCCAAGAUGUUCAAAUCCUCAAAAAUAUUUGUUAAUGUGAAAGUAUCAACAGUUAAUAUCAGCAGUGAUAAUGGAAGCCCCAAAAUUGAUCAAACUUUUAAUAACUGUGUUGCUUUUAUUAAUGAAUGGAGGAUUUUACCAGGAAAAAGCAUGUUUGACACAAUGCCAGUUUCUCUGCCAUCACCUAGAAAACAAUCCUAUUGUAGCUGCUCAAUGGACACUACUUCAUUGUAUCCAUCUUCUAAUCAUCUGGAAAGUGUUUCUCAAUCAGAGAUUGUUUCAGCUUGCAAAGACCCCAAACAUGUCAAAUUCGCUUCCUUGAUAGAGCUAGAUGUCACCUCUGAAUAUAUUAAUUCAGAAACUCCUGUCAGAGGAAUAAACAAGCAUACAUCUCCAGAAAAAAAUAAUUUGGAUUUCUUUCCUCAAGAAAAAAAGCAUGUGAAUCGAACCAAUCUGGACUUAAAUUUACAAAAACAUCCUGGGAAUGAAAAACAAGAUGCAUCAAAAACUUUGGACAAGGGGAGACAUACACAGGACCAGGGUAAUCACAGCCAAGAAACAAGGUGGGAUCGACAAAACAGAUGGAAACAGCAAAACUUCAGUGAGUUUCUUCCUUUGUUUGCUUUUCAAAGUCUCAGCCAAAAUGACCUAGAAGAGAUUACUUAAUUUUUCCCCGAGGACCGUACUGAGGAUGUCCACCAGGAGUUUGUCCCCAUGUGGCCCACACCAUCUGGCCACACCGAAUACAGCACAUCAGCACUAUGUCAGCACACUCUUGCCAACUCCAGCAUAGGAAUGCACUGUCUUGCCUUUCUUGGUGUGAUAGAGAUGUGUUUUAAGGAUGUUCUCCUAAAAGAUGAUCUUAGCUGGGCAGAAGCAGGUGUGGCCCUUUUAGAAAAUGAAUGUGAAAAGAGGAUUUUGGAAGAGGGGAAAUAUAACAGAGAAGAAUACAGUAAGUCAAUUAAAGACAUUUUUUUGUCAUUAAAAUUCCCCAAUUUAUGCAGUGGCCAUGGGCAGUGUAUGGAAUGGGGGUGUGCAUGCUCCCCAGGCUUUAGUUCCUAUGAUUGCAGUGAUUCACACAACAAGGUUCCUGAAAUUAUAGAACUUGAGAAUGCUGGUUUGUGUAAUAUUCAAAAAUAUAACUGUAUGAUGGUGAGAGUUUUUGGUCAAGGCUUCAAAGAAUCACCUUCAAUUAAAUGUGAAGUUACUAAACUGAAGUUUUAUACUUAUUUGGAAGUUGAAACACAGUUUUUAAAUGAAUUUACUACACAUACUGUGGUUCUCACAAGGUCUGACAACAGUGUAACUAAGGAAGAAGAUGGUAAAAAUGCCAAUCAGGGGCUUCCCUGGAAUGUUAGGCCAACAAAUGGAAAUGCCUCUACCAUUUGUAGGCAUCCAUGUGGAAAAAACAGGGAGUGUGUUGCCCCAAACAUAUGUGAAUGUAAACCUGGUUACGCUGGUUCUAACUGCCAAACCGCUAUAUGUCAUCCUGAUUGCAGAAACCAUGGAAAAUGUAUUAAGCCUAACAUUUGUGAAUGCCCCCCAGGACAUGGUGGAGCUACCUGUGAUGAAGAACACUGCAGACCACCUUGUCAACAUGGUGGGACCUGCUUGGCUGGAAAUCUCUGCACUUGUCCUUAUGGUUUUGUAGGACCAAGGUGUGAAACAAUAGUUUGUAACAGGCACUGUGAAAAUGAAGGCAAAUGCCUUACACCAGAUGUUUGCCAGUGCAAGCCUGGCUGGUAUGGACCCACCUGUAGCACAGCUUUGUGUGACCCGGUUUGCCUCAAUGGUGGUUCCUGUAAUAAGCCAAACACUUGCCUCUGUCCAAAUGGAUUCUUUGGUGCACAGUGUCAGAAUGCUAUCUGUCACCCUCCCUGUAAGAAUGGUGGUCACUGCAUGAGAAAAAACGUGUGUGCCUGUCCUCAAGGAUACACUGGUAGGAGAUGCCAAAAAAGUAUCUGUGAUCCCAUAUGCAUUAAUGGAGGAUAGUGCGUGGGACCAAGUGUUUGCUCUUGUCUUUCUGGCUGGACAGGGAAACAGUGCAACACACCUAUCUGCUUUCAGAAAUGUAAAAAUGGUGGUGAGUGUAUUGCUCCUAGCAUAUGCCAUUGUCCUACGACAUGGGAAGGAGCAGUCUGCUGUCAAAAGUGUCUUUAUGGAGGCAGAUGCGUACUCCCCAACAUAUGUUCUUGCUGCACUGGAUAUACUGGAGUCAAAUGUGAAAAGAAAAUACAGCAGAUCAUCCUCAUCCCCAUUAAUGUUGCUUCUGAGACUGCAUCUGGAACCAUAUUAAGGAAAGAAGAACAGAAGUCCGGUUUCAUUUGCUCACAGGGGGCCGCAUGCAGAGUCCACACACCCAGCACUUCUGACCGGAAUUCCCAGAGCCGAGCAUCUGCGCCUGACACCUCAGCUUGGCUGGCUGUGCGCAGAAGAGCCGCGCACGACCCCGCAGUUCAAGAUGGCGGUGGUGGGCUGUGCGCAGACGCGCUGCACCGGCACUGCCGGCUGGAGCCGUGA